This is a messenger RNA of Gymnogyps californianus (California condor), 1852 nucleotides long. RefSeq names its product DnaJ heat shock protein family (Hsp40) member C12 (gene DNAJC12). The record is from RefSeq and is a predicted model, not a curated record. Lineage: Eukaryota; Metazoa; Chordata; Aves; Accipitriformes; Cathartidae. Gene Ontology annotation, cellular component: cytoplasm. The coding region runs from base 51 to 788 and encodes 245 amino acids. The transcript has 6 exons.
AGACAGUAAGUAUUUCAUGUUGUCUUCUCAUAGUCUUAAUUUUGUCAGAUAUGCAACUGAUGUACAAGAGCUGUUUGUUUUUGAAGAGUAGUAUGUACCCUAGGCAGCCUUCAAAGACUACAGAUUCACCCCUUCCUGUUGAAGUGACUGACAGAACUACGAGAGGCUUUGGCAAGCCCGCUGGACUCGUCCGGAUGGAUGCAAUUCUGAACUGCAGACCGGAUGACUUGGAAGAUUACUACAACUUGCUAGGAUGCGAUGAACUAUCUACGGUUGAACAAAUUCUUGCAGAAUUUAAGAUUAAAGCCCUUGAAUGUCAUCCUGACAAACAUCCUGGAAACCCCAAAGCAGUGGAGAAUUUCCAGAAGCUGCAGCAAGCUAAGGAGAUUCUUACUAACGAAGAGAGUCGAGCGCGUUACGAUUACUGGCGACAAAGCAAAAUUACCAUUCCGUUCCAGCAAUGGGAGGCCCUGAGCAAUUCUGUGAAGAUGUCAAUGCACUGGGCUGUCCAAAGUAAGAAGGACCAAAUGCUGGAAGCUCCUGACUUGAAUAAUAGCAACAACAUAACUAAUGAGAUUUGGACCCAACAGACUGAAAACAAUGAAGACGGAUUGUCAGAUGGGAACAGGGAGCAAGAAGAUGUUGCAAUUCCUGAUGUGAAACCACAGUCUUCAAAGAAUCCAGACUCCCCAAGAUUUUCAGAGGCAAAUUACUGGCACUUGCGUUUCCGCUGGUCAGGAGAUGCUCCAUCAGACCUUCUGAGGAAAUUCAGAAACUAUGAGAUCUAAAAUGCAAAAUACACAAGAGCGUGAGAUCAUCUGUUCAACAAUUCAGUAUUUUUUUUGUCAGCAGUUAUAAGUUAUUUGUAUUUUGUGUUCAUUCAUUGUGAUGUGAACGUUGUUCGAAUAAAUGUCUUAAUACUGAUUUGUUAACACACGUGCUAUGAGCAUUACAGAUGGAGGUCUUUUUGUUUAAUAAGCAAACUUCAAUAAGCAAAGCCCUUUUCAGUAUUAACAUAAAGUGAAGUUAUCUAACAUCUUAUAUAUUGUUUCUUGUAUUCUUAAAUAUUGUGUAGUGAAUAAUAGUUUUCUCAAUACUGUGAUGUUAUAAAGAAUGUACUCUUGGUAGAACCAGAAUCAAUGUUAGACUCCAGCAUAUCAUCCUAUUCAGUGAUGAUCUUCCAAAAGCUAUAUGACAAUGAACUUUAAACAAAACUGUCCUUAUUUCUAAACUAUAUACUCUGGUUCACUUCUCCACUGCAUUGUACUUACUGUAGUGACUUAUAAUGCACGCAUGCACAAUACUAUUACAAACUUAUCUUGUUGGAGAAUUGUGAUCUUAUGACAUAGAUGAAGUAAGAACCUUCUUAUUAUCCAAGAAGGUCACUGUGAAUACAUCAAGCACUCUUAAAAAUCAUUUGCUCUUUAUUUUAACAAGUACACUUUUUGCACCAGCUAUUUAUUUUGGAGGGCAGUUCCAGAAAUUCACUUCUCCAGUUAGCAACUUUCUUCUUCUUGAGACUGAUCGGUGGACAACUGAUACCCCUUGUAUGUGUGCCAGCAUUGUCCUGUGGCUUACUAGUAAUUUUCCUGCCUGCUCUGGCCUGGUAAGACGGGGUCUUAUCAGGGUUUUGUAUGGUGAGGAAUGAAGAAUCAGGCCAGUCAGCAUUAAUGGGUACAAAAUCUCACAUGAAAGGUUUUUGAUAUUUUGGGCACCUUUUCAAAUUCUACAUUGUGUUUGUUUAUUUUGUAUUUGCUUUCUUCUUUGUAAACCUGGCUAAUAUGUCAGGUAUUGACAUUGUGUUUUGUGCAGGCAAGUAAUUCCAUCAGCAACAAAUAAAACUGCAUGCAUA